AUGGGCUCUGACUACGCGCUCGUCCAUGUCAAGUACACCAUCCCGCCGGCCGUGCUGCUCACGCUGCUCUACCGCCCGCUCUUCUCGAAACUCGACGCCUACCGAGUCGGCUUCCUGGUGUUUAUCGCCGUUACCGCGACCAUCCCGUGGGAUUCGUACCUCAUUCGCACCGGCAUAUGGAGUUACCCCAGCCAUGUGAUCGUCGGUCCGACGCUCUUCGACAUUCCUCUUGAAGAGGUCUUCUUCUUCGUAAUCCAGACAUACAACACCUCGCUCCUGUAUCUGCUCCUCAGCAAGCCUACAUACCAGCCCACGUAUCUUCGUGCUGCAACUCCCUCCUCGCCUGCGCCAUGGAAAUAUCAAAGGUGGACUGGGCAGGUGGUCAUCUCAGCAAUCAUCGCGUAUGGAGGGUAUUGCGUCAAGGCCAACGCAACCGGCACAUACACAGGCUUGAUUCUUGUUUGGGCAGGGCCGGUCUUGUUGGGCCUUUGGUCGCUUGCGCACCAGUUCAUACUUGGGCUUCCUCUGUCGAACACCGUAUUGCCCAUUGCUCUGCCUACCAUCUAUCUCUGGAUUGUCGACACCCUAGCCCUUCGCAGAGGGACAUGGGUCAUCAGCAGCGGCACCAAGCACGGCAUUCACCUGUGGGAUGGGUUAGAGAUUGAAGAGGCUCUUUUCUUUCUCACUACGAACACGCUGAUUGUGUUUGGUCUUGUGGCCUUCGACAAUGCGUUGGCCAUCUUGCAUACCUUUCCCUCGCUGUUCCCUAACCCAUCGCCUCAACUGCCGUCGCCGCUGGCUCUCAUGCAGGCUCUCUUCAAGUCUCCGAAGGCGUACGACCAGGCGCGUCUCGAAGGUCUCAGAGAGGCUGUAGGUCGAUUGAAGCGCAAGAGUAGAAGUUUUUACCUCGCAUCAUCAACCUUCCAAGGUCUACUCCGCACCGAUCUACUGCUGUUAUACUCCUUUUGUCGUGUGUCUGAUGACUUGGUGGAUAACGCUGAUACGGCUGAAGAAGCAAGGGAUUGGAUUGCGCAUCUGAACAAGUUCCUGGACCUUGCGUAUAGUGGGCCGAGAUCCAGACCCGCGCUCAUUAAGCUGGUUUACGAGCAAUUCCCUGCUGAUACACGCUCUGCCCUCGUACAACUGCCCACAGACAAGCUAUCGCGCCAGCCAUUGCAGGAUCUGUUACUUGGCUUCGAUAUGGACCUGGCUUUUGACACAGCAGCACCUCCCAUUUCAAACGAGGCUGAUCUCAAACUGUACUCGGAAAGGGUUGCAGGUACGGUUGCUCAAAUGUGCAUCGAGCUAAUUUUUCGCACGUAUCAAAGUACGUUGAGCAAAGAACAGCAGCGCAAAGUAGAGCACGCAGGAAAUCUAAUGGGCGUUGCUCUUCAGUACGUCAACAUCGCACGAGAUAUUGCUGUAGAUGCAAAAAUCGGUCGCGUGUACCUUCCAACCACAUGGCUAGCAGAGGUAGGCUUGACUCAGGAGCAAGUUCUCAAAGAGCCCUCAGGGCCACGGAUAGAAAGCAUACGCAACCGCCUUCUGGACAAGGCCUUCAAGCUGUACAAUGGCUCUAAGCAUUCGAUCGAGCAGCUACCCUCUGAAGCUGCUGGUCCAAUCAGGGUAGCUGUUGAAAGCUACAUGGAGAUUGGGAGAACAUUGCGACAAGAAGGCUACGUUGUCAAGGCUGGGCGCGCAACUGUGCCACGAUGGAGAAGGUUGCUCGUAGCCUGGCAGACAUUGAACCAGACCAGCAAAUCCCGGUGUGGGCCAUAG
Messenger RNA from Ascochyta rabiei, 1779 nucleotides. RefSeq lists its product as uncharacterized. Gene Ontology annotation, molecular function: geranylgeranyl diphosphate synthase activity; intramolecular lyase activity. Gene Ontology annotation, biological process: biosynthetic process. The transcript is spliced from 3 exons. Lineage: Eukaryota; Fungi; Ascomycota; Dothideomycetes; Pleosporales; Didymellaceae. The coding region runs from base 1 to 1779 and encodes 592 amino acids. The record is from RefSeq and is a predicted model, not a curated record.